AUGCCUACACAUUCUUACACCACACAGCCCGAUCGACGGUCCAUAAGUUCCUUGGAUGACGACGACGACUUGGAGCUUGAGGAGCUAGGGGUACAGUCAAGUCCGAGAUUUGGUGAUAAUGACAGGUCCCGGAGGCCUUCGGAUGGCUCGCGGUGGUAUAGCCCUGCGGUUUCCCUGAAAAAAUUACGGCAUAAAGCGCAAAAACGACCAUGGGAACGGGAUACUAGACAACGUGGAGAAGAAGAUGACUUGGGCGGACUGCUUUACGACCAGGAGCACGAAGAGGCUCGUUUCUCUCGAGGAACUACAAGCUCUGCGGACGAUGAUGCACCCCUCCUUACAGACGGGCAGCGGAGGCCCCAGUCACGACAGUCGUCUGGUCAUGUUAACUCGGGUUUGCGAUCUAGGCUUGGGCUUCCAAUCUUUAACAAUAGUGAUGGGAUUUUCGAUCGCCUGAAGCUUCCCAGAUCUGACAAGGCUGCCAACAAGGUACCUCCUCGCGAAAUAUUCGUUGGCCAGACGCAAAAGUCACGAUAUCCGCCUAACAUCGUGUCGAACGCCAAAUAUACCCCGUGGAGCUUCCUUCCACGUACUCUAUACAAUGAGUUUUCUUUUUUCUUCAACAUCUAUUUUCUCCUCGUGGCUUUGUCUCAGACCAUCCCGAUUUUACGUAUUGGUUAUAUCUCAUCCUAUAUUGCGCCGCUUUCCUUCGUUGUAUUCAUUUCUCUUAGCAAGGAGGCACUGGAUGAUAUUUCUCGUCGCCGAAGGGACGCGGAAGCAAACUCCGAGGAAUAUAACGUAAUAUCCUUCGAGCGCUCCUCAUUACGAUCCUCCGGCCUUAUCUCGUCCAAAAGCCAAACCCCUGGCUGGCCUGAGCCGGUGGAAACAACAAAAAGGUCCCGGGACCUCAAAGUUGGUGAUAUUUUGAAAAUUGGGAAGGACAGACGCCUUCCGGCAGAUGUCAUUAUAUUAAAGUCCUUGCCUACUGAACCCCAGGGGCAGGACCUAGCAUCAACCCCUCGGGGUGAUGCUAAUGGACAAGGAAAUGAUACUCCAGGGGCCAAUAAAGAUAAUAAUAUAUACGCGUCUUUUGAUGCAGCUGGCUCUGCCGAGACUUUUAUUCGAACCGACCAACUGGACGGUGAAACAGACUGGAAGCUACGACUUGCGUCUCCGCUCACACAGAGCCUCCCACUAGCUGAGCUCAAUAGAAUACGCAUCACUGCCAGCACUCCAGCUAAAAAUGUUAAUGAGUUUGUUGGGAAAAUCGAACUCUCACAGCUCCCAUCAGAGCUCUAUGAUCCAGCAACUGAAGGGAGUGGAAAACAGGAUGAGCAACCCCAGUCUGCUCCACUCAGUAUUGAUAACGCCGCUUGGGCAAACACUGUCCUUGCCUCUAAUACGCUCACUUAUGCCGCUGUCAUUUAUACUGGAUCUCAGACAAGGUCUGCCUUGUCGACUUCUGCAUCUCGUUCAAAGGUCGGGUUAUUGGAACAUGAAAUAAAUAGUCUAACAAAGAUUCUGUGUGCUCUCACCUUAACCUUAUCGAUUACUCUGGUCGCUUUGGAAAAAUUUGAACCAACAGAUGAUAAGAAGUGGUAUAUUGCCAUUAUGAUCUACCUUAUCCUUUUCUCCACCAUCAUCCCAAUGAGUCUACGAGUAAAUCUUGACAUGGCCAAAUCUGUUUAUGGGAGAUUUAUCGAGAGAGACAAGGGGAUACCCGGAACCAUCGUACGAACGAGCACAAUUCCAGAAGAUCUUGGAAGAAUUGAGUACCUGCUUUCUGAUAAGACGGGUACUUUGACUCAGAAUGAGAUGGAACUUAAAAAAAUUCAUGUCGGUACAGUGUCAUAUGCCAACGAAGCAAUGGAGGAGGUUGCAUCCUUUGUUCGCCAGGGAUUCUCAGCAUCUGGGUCAACCGGUGUAACUGACUUGCUACCAUUUAAUAACUCCUCUACGCAGCCAAGUUCAGGACCAGCAACGAGAACGAGACGCGAAAUCAGCUCCCGAGUUAGAGAUUUAAUACUAGCCCUUGCACUGUGCCAUAACGUUACGCCAACUAAAGAGGAAGAAAACGGCGAGAUAAUGACAACCUACCAAGCUUCUUCUCCAGACGAGAUCGCGAUUGUUAAAUAUACGGAGGAGGUUGGGCUCAAACUGUCUCAUCGGGAUAGGCAAUCUAUUAUUCUCAGCGUGGGGGACUCUAGUGCAAUUACAAUCAAAGCUAAAAUCCUGGAUGUCUUUCCAUUUACAUCUGAGAGUAAAAGAAUGGGGAUUAUAGUUCAAUUUUCAUCAGACCAACAUCAAGGUUGCCCACCACAACUCCAAAACGAGAUCUGGUUCUUCCAGAAAGGCGCUGAUACAGUGAUGUCCGCUAUCGUUUCAGCAAAUGACUGGCUUGAUGAAGAGACAGCAAACAUGGCACGGGAAGGCUUACGGACAUUGGUGGUAGGAAGAAAGAAGCUUUCCUCCGAACAUUACAGUGAAUUUUCCAAGAGUUAUAAGGAAGCUUCCAUGUCUCUCAAUGAUAGGGACAGUCUAAUGGCUAUUGUAGCUCGGGAGUACCUCGAGCAAGAUCUCGAGCUGUUAGGUGUUACUGGAGUUGAGGACAAACUACAGAAGGAUGUGAAGCCCUCUCUUGAGCUGCUUAGGAACGCCGGAAUCAAGAUCUGGAUGCUUACAGGGGACAAGGUUGAAACAGCACGGUGUGUUGCUGUGUCUUCAAAACUCGUCUCUCGAGGUCAAGUAAUCAAUACAGUCACAAAACUGAAGGAUAUGGACGCAGCAAAUGAUGCCUUGGAUUUCCUCCGCAACAAGACCGAGUCGUGUCUACUGAUCGACGGGGAAUCCCUUGCUUUGAUGCUUUCUCAAUUUCGAGUACCAUUUAUAACCCUCGCGGUACGUCUUCCAGCUGUCAUUGCCUGCCGCUGUUCUCCAAUGCAGAAGGCUGAAAUAGCGACUCUGAUUCGGCAACAUACCAAGAAACGUAUAUGCUGCAUAGGGGAUGGCGGGAAUGAUGUUUCUAUGAUUCAGGCUGCGGAUGUUGGAAUUGGAAUUGUUGGGAAAGAAGGACGACAGGCUUCCCUUGCUGCUGAUUUCAGUAUCACACACUUUCACCAUCUCACGAAGCUCCUGUUCUGGCAUGGCCGUAACUCUUACAAGAGGUCUGCUAAAUUAGCCCAGUUUGUUAUGCAUCGUGGCCUGAUAAUCAGUGCAUGUCAGACCAUGUUUAGCAUUGCAAGUCACUUUGACCCAAAAGGAUUGUUCAUAAACUGGCUUCUUGUGGGAUAUGCAACCAUCUAUACCAACGCCCCUGUCUUUUCCCUUGUCCUUGACCGUGAUGUCGAUGAAGGCCUAGCAAACCUUUACCCGGAGCUAUACAAGGAGCUGAAAUCCGGAAAGAGCCUCAGUUACAGGUCCUUCUUCACCUGGGUUCUCGUCUCCGUAUACCAGGGUGCCGUAAUAGAAGGCCUUGCACAGAUUCUCGUCGGCGAAAUCGCCGGCCCCCGACUCGUCAGUGUCUCGUUCACUUCCUUGGUUCUGAAUGAACUUAUCAUGGUUGCUGUUUCUAUCACCACAUGGCAUCCUGUCAUGAUAAUGUGCAUUGUUGGCACCGCCAUAGUCUACGGUGCUUCCGUUCCUUUCCUUGGUGAUUACUAUGAUCUUGCAUAUGUUGUUACAUGGGGAUGGGCAUGGAAAGUGUCCGUUAUCUGUGCCGUUUCGCUUAUACCAGUCUGGGCCGUAAAACUGAUCAGCCGUACUUGGAGCCCACCAAGCUAUCGCAAAGUACGGGGCUGA
Microsporum canis CBS 113480 is the source of this 3798-nucleotide messenger RNA. RefSeq names its product phospholipid-transporting ATPase 1. Lineage: Eukaryota; Fungi; Ascomycota; Eurotiomycetes; Onygenales; Arthrodermataceae. Gene Ontology annotation, molecular function: ATPase-coupled intramembrane lipid carrier activity; ATP binding; magnesium ion binding. The coding region runs from base 1 to 3798 and encodes 1265 amino acids. The transcript has 2 exons. The record is from RefSeq and is a predicted model, not a curated record. Gene Ontology annotation, cellular component: endosome; trans-Golgi network; plasma membrane. Gene Ontology annotation, biological process: endocytosis; phospholipid translocation; retrograde vesicle-mediated transport, Golgi to endoplasmic reticulum.